AUCGACACACACACACACACACACACACACACACACACACACACAGCUCUGAGCACCAUCAACCCUGUCAGACACUCAGCUCCAUGGGCUCCCCGGCGGCAGCAUCCCGGUUCCUCCGUCUCGCUGCGCCGUGCGCCCGGACGCCGCCGGUGGCCCGGCCCGGUGCGGAGCUCGGAGCCUCCGCUCUGGUGCCGACCAGAAGAAACCUAAACGUCCAGGCGACGACUGAAAAGGCGGAGAAGCUGAAGAGCAUCGAUGAGCUGCCAGGGCCAAGUUUUGCCACCACUCUGUACUGGUUGUUUAUCAAAGGAUACGCGGACAAGAGCCACUUACUGCAGGAUGUACAGAGGAGUCUUUACGGGCCAAUCUGGCGCUCCAGGUUCGGCCCGUUCGACAUUGUCAAUGUGGCGAGUCCAGAGCUCAUAGCUCAGGUAAUCCAACAGGAGGGCCGCUACCCGAUCCGAGCGGAGCUGCCUCACUGGAAGGAGUACCGGGACCUGAGAGGACAGGCCUAUGGUCUGCACGUGGACACAGGGCCGGAGUGGUACAGGAUCCGCAGCGCCCUGAACCCCAAGAUGUUGAAGUUGCGUGAAGUUUCGGCCUACGCGCCCAUCAUCCACCAGGUGGUCGGAGAUCUGCUGCGGCGUAUCGAGCUCCUCCGGAGUCGCAGUCAGGACCAGGUCACUGUUUCAGAUAUGGCUGCUGAGCUCUACAAGUUCGGCUUUGAAGGUAUCUCCUCCAUCUUGUUUGAGACCAGGUUGGGCUGCCUGCAAGACGAGAUCCCCAAAGACACCCUGCGCUUCAUCACCGCCACCAGUGACAUGCUGACGCUGUCCGAGACUGUGGUCCUCUUCCCUCACUGGAGCCGCGGGAUCCUUCCCUUCUGGAAACGCUUCGUUCAGGCCUGGGACGACCUCUAUGACGUAGCCCAGACCCUCAUCGACAGGAGGAUUGCUGAAAUUGAAGCUCAGGUGUCCAGUGGCGAGCCGGCAGAGGGCAUGUACCUGACCUACCUGCUGUCCUGUGGAAAGUUGGCCAGAGCCGAGGUCUACAUCAGCGUCACUGAGCUACUGCUGGGAGGAGUCGACACGACCUCUAACACCCUGUCCUGGGCUCUGUACCAUUUAGCGAUUGACCGCAGGGCUCAGGAUCGACUGUACGGCGAAGUGAACUCUGUGUGUCCGGACAGACAGGAGCCGACCACAGACAACCUGAGCAGGAUGCCCUACCUCAAGGCCGUCAUAAAGGAGACGCUACGCCUUUAUCCCGUGGUACCUGGAAAUGGACGCUUUAUUUCCGAGAAUGAGGUGGUUGUGGCCAACUACUGGUUCCCAAAGAAGACUCAGUUCCAUCUGUGUCAUUACUCAGUCUGUCACGAUGAGGCGGAGUUUGCAGACGCAGAGGCCUUCAUCCCGGAGCGGUGGCUCCGUGCCGAGGCGCACGCCAGCGGCUACUUCCAGCAUCACCCGUAUAGCUUCAUCCCCUUCGGUGUCGGGGUGCGGGCCUGCGUGGGGAAGAGGGUGGCAGAGAUGGAGAUGUACUUUGCUCUGUCCAGGCUGAUACAGCAUUAUGAGGUUCAGCUUGAAGACGGCGCCCCAGCCGUGGAGCCUAAAACUCGAACCCUGCUCAUCCCCGCAAAGCCCAUCAACCUGCGCUUCCUGUCCAGAGCCUAAUGAGGGCGCCACCGAGCUGAGGGUCAACAGCAAUGUUCUUUAUUCUUUGAGUAAAUACAGCUUUGUGUUGCAUUAUGACAGUUUGACUGGAUGAUCACAGCCCAACCUGACACCAAUCACUGUGCAGUUUUUAAAUCGCUUUGACACUUUGACUUGUAGUUUGCGAAGCAUUUAAUGUGCAAACGUCUGCACACACAUUUACAUAUAUCACAGACUACGGGCAUAAAAGACUUACCUGAGGGACCGGAUUCAAGGGAAACUCUGGUAUUUGUUAACCAGGGAGGAGGAGGUUCACAUCAUUCUUGCUAGAGUCUGUAUUUUCCCUCAUUCUUUUACUGAUUAACUCUGAACUUAAUGCUCAGACUUUGCCUUCUUCAUGAUAACAAAUAUAAUCGCUGCAUUUAUUUGUAUAGUGACAAGCCCGAUAUUGUGCUUCUGUUUGUGCGUAUCACUGUACUUUGCACAGACAUGUUUACUGCCGACGUGUGAUUUCAUUCAUCCAUUCUUUUUGCAAUUAAGCAGGUGAGUCACAGGCUGAUGUGACAAAUCUGGUCCGACAUCAAAAAUAAGUGUGUGUGUUGAGUGGGUGCACACUGCCCCCUGUGGUGACAUGAAGCUAGUGUAUGUUAACAAGUUAAUAACUGGGAGUAUGGAAGGAAGCAGCAAAGGAGACGAGAAGACAUUGAAGGAAAGGAGGACAGAGGGAGGAUAAAAGAAGGUGAAGGAAAGGAUUUUUUUUUUUUUAGCUCUUUAAUGUUUCAUCUUAUAUCAAACUGCUUCAAUAACAACAAAAGCUAUAAACUUUUCUUUAUGAUUCUUUAAGAGUCUCCAAAGGUUUUAUUUCUAUGAUUCUUCUUCUGUUUCUAUAACCUAUAAAAAUAUAAGAUGAGCGUAAAAGCUGGAGAUAACUGCAACCACAGUGGGUUAAAAUGACUGUAAAUCAGUAAAACAUCUUUGUUUGGCUAUAAUUUGUUUAAUAUUCCUGCAUAGUUUAUCUCUGAAGCUCUGUUUAACUUUCCUUCACAACUACAUGUAUUUUAUUAUGCAAUGUGGCUGUUAACGAUUGUUAAACUGUUUGAAAUGCACAAAUAUAAAUGAAUAUAUUCAGUGUA
Molecule: messenger RNA, 2785 nt
Organism: Dicentrarchus labrax (European seabass)
Lineage: Eukaryota; Metazoa; Chordata; Actinopteri; Moronidae
Product: sterol 26-hydroxylase, mitochondrial
Exons: 9
Coding region: 84-1673 (529 amino acids)
Biological process (GO): cholesterol metabolic process; cortisol metabolic process; glucocorticoid biosynthetic process
Cellular component (GO): mitochondrial inner membrane
Molecular function (GO): oxidoreductase activity, acting on paired donors, with incorporation or reduction of molecular oxygen; heme binding; iron ion binding
Source: RefSeq, a predicted model, not a curated record